Molecule: messenger RNA, 2400 nt
Organism: Stomoxys calcitrans (stable fly)
Lineage: Eukaryota; Metazoa; Arthropoda; Insecta; Diptera; Muscidae
Product: probable G-protein coupled receptor Mth-like 9
Exons: 10
Coding region: 540-2153 (537 amino acids)
Molecular function (GO): G protein-coupled receptor activity
Source: RefSeq, a predicted model, not a curated record
UAUUCACAAUUCGAAGGCGGCACAAGUCAUACGCUGGUGAUCGGCAUUGUGCAUUAAUUUGUUGUGGUGGGGUCGGUUUCAUUUCUCCGCUCCAUAGGCAAUGGAGGAAAAGAAAACAUAUCAGAUCAUUAAGUAAAAAUAUCUAAAUUUAAACAAAGUAAAAAAUAAAAAGAAAAGUUCAAAAUAUCAACCGACCGAUGAGACACAGUGAAUAAGCAGCACUGUCCAAAAAGUCAAGAACGCAUAGAGAAAACCCGAAAAAAUGCAAUAAAUCAAAACCACCAUUUAGUUAAACACACACAAACACGCGUACGCAACAACAAAAUGAUACAUAUAUCAUCACAUUCGUAUAGAGUAAAGUGAAAUUAAUAAUAAGAAUAAUAUUAACCAGAAAGAAUAACACGGAACAUUUAAACAAUCGGAAAGCCAUAGAAAUGUACAUUGAAGCGGUCAAUACCCACAUUCGAAUAGAAAAACGACAGCAAAAAUAGAGUAAGCGAUUUGUUUAUUCAUUCAGAAACGAGGCUGCUAAGUAAGCCAUGAAGCUCCACCAGCAGCACUCUCACUCACCAACACAAAUGCCAUCUACUAGUGGUCGUGGUCGCCAAUGUUUGUUGUCAUUCUGCCCACCCACCUCCACAGCCAUUGUUUUGUUUAUAUUAUUUCUUCAUACAACCAGCGCCAAAAAUUUCCCCUGCCCCUUUCACCAAACAAUCAACAUUACCGAUGGCCUACGUCUAAAAGAUGGCUCUUAUUCUUACGAAGGUCUGGUCAUACCGGCAAAUCUCACGGCCGAAUAUAAAAUCAAGGUAAUCGAUGGCAUCGAAUAUUCGGCUCCCAAGCAUUGGCGAGCUUGUGCCUGCCUCCUUAAACCAUGUGUCACCUUUUGCUGCCCACCUAAAAUGCAUUUUGAUGAGAGGCAUCAAAAUUGUACCCCAAAUCUGAAUGAGGGUCAUUCGCAGCAUAAUCACAUAGAGGUGACUUUUUCAAAUGGUAGCGUCAACGCGGUGAAUAUCAAAGAGGCGUUUAUUAUCCGCUAUGAACUUGGAUGCAAAAACAAGAUGGUGGAACGAAAUAUGGCGGACUUUUGGAAAUGGGAUCUAUUUGAGAAUGGCACCUUAAAACGUGACAACAUUUAUUUCACCAAUGAUCAAUACUGUUUUACACCCUUGGAGCACAAAAAGUCAUGGAGUUUGACGCCGCUGACAUGCGAAAGAUUUGUGAGAGGUUUUCGCGUGUGGAUAUAUGCCAUAUGUUCGAGUCUGGCUAUAUUGAUAAAUAUUGGCAUCAUUAUCAUGUAUGUUGCUAUUAAGGAGGUACGCAAUAGUAUCUAUGGCGAAGGCCUGAUAUUCCAUCUGUUCUCAUUGACCAUUGGUUUGUCUUUUUUGGUGUAUUUGCAUUUAAAAAAUCCCUUAAAUCUAUCACACACAGCAUGUAGGAAUAUAGGAUUUUUGGCCUAUUUCUUUAUAAUUGUCUCCUUUCUGAUAUUGAACAUAAUCAGCGGUAGUUUUUGGGCCAUCUUCGCUUUGAAGCCCAUCAAAAAAUGGUAUUUGAAAAUUCUAUAUGCCCUUGCCUUUGUUAUGGGCUUGGCUAUGAAGUAUGUGAUUAAAGCGGUACAAGAUUCAAGUGUGGGUCGUCAUUUAAAACCUGGUAUUGGAGAAGAUUUGUGCUGGUUUGAUACUCGUUUGUGGGGUAUUUUAUUGUACUUCUAUAUACCCUUAUUGAUGUCAUUGGGUUUAAGUAUUUUUUGUGUGGCCCGAGCUUUUUUCUGCAUUUUGGACUUACCCAGUGAUACCCAGACAGUGGCUGGUAAAGAUUUUGUGAUCACCAGAAAGCAUUUCUAUUCAUAUUGCAUUUACAUGUUGGUCCUCUUCUCGAUUUGGAUGCGUGAAAUUAUCGUCUAUAUAAUCGCCCGCAUUCGAGAACAUUUCUUCAUCAUCGAUUACUGGAGUGGCAUUUGCAUUUUGUGUUUGGCGUUCGUGGCUUUUGUAUAUUUGCUGCGCAAAAAUAAAUUCGUACAAUUAUGGUGGGAAGAGAAUGUCGAGGGUAAGGAAAAGCCUCCCGAAUAUGUUUCACCACCUGACUACUCCUUUUUACGUGUUCAAAAUUUCAAGAAACAGGAUUCACUCAAUUCAGAACAGCAACCGGAAUAAAAUUGAAAAAUGUUUAAACGUUCUCCACAAUCCCGCCUCCAAUUAUCUUUUAAAUUGCAUAGAAAUCCAUGCAUCAAAAGAAUUCGUUUAACAUAUUUGUUGAAUGUAAAUAGAACGGUUGAAAGUCUGCAUGUUCUCCUUGAUGAUUCCGGCAUUUCUGAUGAUUGUCAUAUUAAACCGUGUACUUAUAAGUCUGAAGAUGUUCACAUUGUUCAAAUGCAAUAAAAAGAAAAACUAUUUAUUUUGA